Trichoderma virens Gv29-8 is the source of this 1506-nucleotide messenger RNA. RefSeq lists its product as uncharacterized. Gene Ontology annotation, molecular function: serine-type carboxypeptidase activity. NCBI's taxonomy places the organism in Eukaryota, Fungi, Ascomycota, Sordariomycetes, Hypocreales, Hypocreaceae. The record is from RefSeq and is a predicted model, not a curated record. Gene Ontology annotation, biological process: proteolysis. The annotation marks the transcript as partial. The transcript is spliced from 2 exons.
GACAUUUGCACAGAGUUUGCCGUCAAUGGAACUGGAAUUCCGGGAGUCGAUUUCGAUGUAGGCGAGUCGUACUCGGGCCUCCUGCCAAUCAGCAACAAGACCGACGAAAAAGACAACAUGUUCUUCUGGUUCUUCCCGACCGUCAAUGAAGAGCACAAGAAGGACAAGGAAAUCACCAUUUGGCUCAACGGAGGUCCCGGCUGCUCGUCUCUUCUCGGCUUGCUCCUCGAAAACGGUCCAUUUCUCUGGCAACCCGGCAAUCCCAAACCCCAGCGCAACCCCUGGAGCUGGCAUCUCCUCACCAAUGUCGUCUGGAUCGAGCAGCCUAUUGGCACUGGGUUUUCCCAAGGUGAACCCAGCAUCACCAAUGAGGACGAGCUCGCUAUUCAAUUCAUGGGUUUCUGGCGCAACUUCGUCGACCUCUUCGGAUUGCACGGCUGGCGAGUCAACAUCGCAGCCGAGUCGUAUGGCGGUUUUUACGGUCCUUACAUCUCGAGCCACUUUAUUGAUGCCAACGACACGGAUUAUUUCAAUUUGUCUGGCCUGCUAAUCUACGACGCAUCAAUAACUGAUGGAAACGUCCAAGUCGGCGUCCCCCAUCUGUCAUACCUCUCCCGCCACAAAGACGUUUUUGCCCUCGACGAUAAUUCCAUGUCUCUCAUCCAUAGUAUUUCAGAUGGUUGUGGCUACACCGAAUUCUAUGACAGGUAUCUCACUUUUCCUCCGUCAGGCACACAGCCUACCAUCUACCCCGGCACGAACCUUUUGCCCGAUGGGACUGCUGUCAACAACAUGACUUGCGGAUCGUUGUUCAAAAUUCUAGUCGAAAGUGCUGCCAUAGCAAACCCCUGCUUAAGCGUAUACAACAUCUUCGACCACUGUCCCAUGGUCUUUGAUCCAGUCGACGACCGUGACCCGUAUUUUAACCGUACCGACGUCAAGAAGGCCAUCCAUGCUCCCCCUUCAAUGGCAUGGACGAAAUGCAACGGCCCCGUCUUCAACACUCCCAAUAAUACCGACGGCUCCAUCUCCAUGCCAUCAAACCAAAAGCGUCUGCCACACGUCAUUGACACCACCCAGAAUGUCAUUAUUGCCCACGGCGACCUCGACGGGCUCUUUCCCACGGAUGGAGUCCUACUUGGCAUCCAAAACAUGACAUGGGGUGGUGAAUUGGGCUUCCAGUGCAAGCCCCAGGAUCCGUUUUACGUACCACUUUACGGUUUCGAUCCCCAAGCCGAACAACAGACGGGCUACGCUGCCAAUAUGCCGGCAGGGACGGGUGUUUUGGGGACAGUGCACGAGGAGCGAGGCCUCACGUUCGUGGUGACCAAGUUGGCAGGACAUCAGGGGCCUGGAUAUGCUCCUGCUGCGUCGUUUCGACAUCUAGAGAAGCUGCUGGGGAGGGUAGGCAGCUUGAGUGGUACCGAGCCGUUCACUUUGCCGGAGCUGAAGAACAUCGCGCAGCAUGAGGGGCCUCUCGGGAAGGGAACUGUAAUCAUUCCGUAA